Messenger RNA from Danio rerio (zebrafish), 2300 nucleotides. The record is from RefSeq and is a predicted model, not a curated record. NCBI's taxonomy places the organism in Eukaryota, Metazoa, Chordata, Actinopteri, Cypriniformes, Danionidae.
UGACGUGGGAUGUGGGGCUUCUGCUACUUUUGGGAAGUAGGGGAGCUGGAGUAUUGUUCAUGGGGCAGUUCUUCGACAGUUUAGUCGUGACAUGAGCGAUUGCAAGAAGCGGCAGUCAGCGAGAGCACGAAAGCAAAGGUAGGUCAGUGUUCAUAGUCUGAAUGACUGAAGACAUAAAGAGCGCAGAGAGUCUCAGUGGACGCGUGUGAUUUAGAGCUGGCCGUGUGUCAACACGUGUAACUUUUGUCAACACCAAAUAUAGAAACAGGACAAGACACCUUCAAAGACAGGAGGACCACGUGUAGGAGCGUGUUUGACCGAGUAAAUCUAGAGUUGCACAAAGAUGGAAGACUGUUUGAUAGAAGACCAAACGUCCUUUUACUCAAAGGCAGAGCACUACUGGAAGGACGUCCCGCCCACUGUGGAUGGAAUGCUGGGAGGUUAUGGCAGCAUCUCCAGUAUUGACAUUAACGGCUCAAAAAAGUUUCUUCAGAAAUUCCUUGGGGAAGGCCAGGGUAAGACUGGCACAGGUUGUGCUCUGGACUGUGGCGCUGGGAUUGGCAGGAUCACCAAGCGGCUGCUCCUGCCACUCUUUCGAACAGUAGAUCUUGUGGACGUGACUCAGGAAUUCCUGGAUAAAGCUCGUACAUACCUGGGUGAGGAGAGCAAACGGGUGGAGAACUACUUCUGCUGUGGCCUGCAAGACUUUCAGCCCCAGCCAGAGCGAUACGAUGUCAUAUGGAUCCAGUGGGUGAUUGGUCACUUGACUGACGAUCACCUAGUGAAGUUCCUAAGACGCUGCCGGAGCGGUCUGCGUCCUGAAGGCCUGAUCGUGGUGAAGGAUAACGUUGCGUAUGAGGGUGUUAUCCCUGAUGACGUGGACAGCAGCGUCUGCCGGGACCUGAAUGUGCUGCACCGUCUUGUAGCCAGAGCUGGACUCAGCAUCAUCUAUGAGGAGCAGCAGAAGAACUUCCCUGAGGAGAUCUAUCAGGUCCACGCACUUGCACUCAGAUAGCUGAUGCCAUUCGGCAAGUACUUUUAUUAUCCAUCUGUAUUGAAACCAAUUAUGAGAAAGGGAAACUAGGAUCAAUAAAGCCACACAGGAGCUACUUGUUACUGCCAUUGUGGUCAUUUUUGUGAAGGCGCAAGACUUGAAAAUGGGUUUUAUGUAUGGGAGUCUGAAAGGUUCUUAUUAACCUUUAAAGUUUGUAUUAUGACAGCUGGAGCUGAGCUUGUGGUUGUCAUCAAUAUGAAUGCAGAAAUUGUGACUGUUAGCUUUUCUGAGAAGUGAACUGCUUACACUCCAGCUGAUCUCCCAUUUGAAGUCUUCUGUUAGUCUCAGCAGGGUUUCAUCACAGUGGAAGAUAAAAACAAUCAGGACAAAAAUGUAAACCACACACACACACACACACUGCUUCACAUUUAGCAGUGGAUGUGCCGAGAACAGGGAUAGUUCAUCCAAAAAUGAUUUGUUUUUUUCAUGAUCAUAUCAUGACUGACUUGUGAUGAAAAUAAUACUUGAGAAAUCUAUUUAAUGGUCAGUAUGUCAGUUACCAACAUUAUUAAAGGAACAUUCUCAUUUAAAAAAAAAGGCUCAGGGUUUUAGUUGAGUUUUACCAUUUUUUUAAUCCAUUCAGCUGAACUCUGAAACUGGCAGGAGCUUUUUUUAGCUUAGCUUAGCAUAGAUCAUUGAAUCAGAUUAGACCAUUAGCUUCUUGCUAAAAUUUCUAAUUUUCCUAUUUAUAGAUUGACUCUUCUGAAAUUCCAUCAUGUAGUUUAGACUGACAGAAAAUGAGAAGUUGCUGCUUUCUUGUUCAAUAUGGCUAGGAACUAUUCUCUCAUUCUGGCGUAAUAAUCAAGGAACUUUGCUGCAGUACCAUGGCUAGUACAUUUGGGAUAUUUUGUGAAUUCUAAAUGGUGGUACAAGUGUAGGGCUUCAUUAUGAGGACUAUUUUCAGACACUCUAGAUUCAAAAAUGGUAAAACUCAACUGUUUAACUUUAAAAAUGAGCCUGUAAAAUGGUGUAAAAGGAUUCCUUUCAAAAUGACUUCUAAAUGAAGUGAAAGACACAAGUUUGAAAAAUUGUGACGAGUAAAUUAUCCUGAGGUAAACUAUCCGUUUUAUAUCUGAUUAAUUGGAGUUUAGGCAUGUCUGUUGCACUGAAUGCUGUGUGAAAACUUUUUAAUAACUUAUGAAAACUUGAAUGUUUUAGUAUGUGUGAAUUUACAGCUGUUGACAGAAAACUCUCAAGUGAACCAUAUAUUGUAUUUUGCCUUGAAUAAACCAAUAUUUUGAAGCAG